AUAUUUAAAAAAUGAGACAUUUAUAAGAAACAUUGAUUGUGAAGAAUACUGAUUGUAAAGGUUUUCUCCCAAUAUGAUACUCACUUUACAAAUGACAGACUUUAAGCGAUAUGCCUGGAGCCGCAUGGCUAGUAAAUGUUUGAGGUUACAUUUGAACCCAGGUCUUCCAGAAUAAAAGGAGAAUAUAAGAUUCAUUGUAUGACAAUUGCAUUUAAAUGAGUUUAACUUUAAAAAAAAAUCAGACCUAUGAUUUUAUCAGUAUAUUAGUAUAGGAGUACUGGGAACAGACUUCCUUUUUCAGUGUUGAUAAAUACAAUUAAUUUAAUCAAUGAAGUUAUAAUAAGAAUUGUUAUUUCGUGUAGUGUUUUACAUAUCUUUAUCUCAUUUGAAACACAUAACUCCAUAAGAUAAGAAUUUCAACUGUUAUUAUUUCCAUUUGGGAAAAAAAAAAUAAGAGGAAAGGGUGAGAUUAAAUGAUUUUGCCCAAAGUUACAAAACUCUUAAAUUACUAAAUUGUUACUUGAACUAAGGUCUAUGACUCUAAAUCCAGUAUGUUUUCAAAUAUACCACUAAGACUCCUGUUUAUAACUAGUGUUUUCUUCUUUUAUUUAAAAAAUUUCACCAAUAAAAAAUGCCUUUCCUUCUCUCUGCCUCUCUGUUUCUCAAUCUCUGUCGGUAGGUCUUUGUCUCUCCUUUCCCCUUCCUCUUUCACCCUCUCCUCUCUCUAAUCAAAGUGUAAUCCUGCUACCUCGUUUACUUGACCUUAAAGAGGAAGUGGGAGUCUGCAGUCUUAUGCAGCCUUACCUCCAGUUCUCUCUUACUGCUUUAUUGCUACAUAUCUGAACUUUUCCCUAUUUUUCUCUAGUUUUAAAUAACACUCUAUGGUAUUUGUACCAAAAAACACAAAGCCGACUUUGCUGCAGCAUAGUUGACUCCAAGUGGCUUAGGAAGGAGGUGCAGGAGCGGAUGGGGGGAGGGGAUGUCCAUACAGUGAAAGAUUAUGCAAAUUCUUCAGGAACUUCUAAUCAAUCAUCUCAGUGUGAAAUGAAUACAGCUGAUCCCGGAAUUAGUUUCUAUUGGAAUAUUUUGGUGUGAAAUAUUCCACUCUCAGAAUGACAUCACACCAGAUCCUAGUCCUUGAAAGCCUGGAGAAUGAUUAGCUGCAGGAACGGGCUUUUUCUGCCAAUCAUAACCCUGCAAGGCUGCCUAUGACAGACUGUGAGGGAAGGAAAGAAGGGCGAGAUUCGUAAACUGACUACAGCUAAACAAGGAGGCGCAGCGGCGGCGGCGGCGGCGGCGGUUGCUGCUGCUGCUGCUGCAACCAACAGCAUCUAGAAUCCGGGUGAUUAAAUAGUUCUCAUAGGCUUUAUGCUAUAUUGUGAAUGCUUCCUUAUGCGAUUCGCAUGUUCAAGAAGGAAGCUGUUUUUAACGGCGUUCUGAAUAAGGGUUUGGAUCCUUCCAGCUGUCUGCUUGUUGUUAAAGGACGUUGUUUGUGAAAAAAAUAAAAGGAGAUUAUGCAAGAAGAGUUCAGUGACUAGGAGCCGGAGCUGAAAGAGUCUUCCCUGGAUCUUGUUCAGACAGAUGGUGGAAACUGUAUACUACUCCUGCUUCACUUGAAAUCAAGUGAGUCUGAAUACCCGAGCUGUCUUUUGUAAAUACUGGAUAUAUUCGUUAGAAAGGCAGGGGGAAAAGGGAACAUUUCUUCUCCAGAUAAUGUAUAGAGGCUUUCACAUCAGUCCUUCAUCUUGGCUAUAUUUGAAGAAGCUUAUUUCAAAUUUGUGUCUCAAGGUCGGUGGAGUUCCAGUUUUAACUGUUUUGUGACUGUAUUCCUUUCUUACAUGUCUUGAAAUGGUCACAUGAACUCCUGCAGAAUGGUAUUUGCACCAUAUCACCUUCUAUUCACUAAGACACUUUAGGAGAUACUAUUAAAAAGAAAUUCAAAAAUAAUUUUUAAUUUAAAAAUGAAUCUCAUUGUGAAGGUUCGAAGAAGCUUUCGAACAUUGAUCCUUCUCUUAGCCACCUUCUGCUUAGUAAGCAUUGUCAUUUCUGCUUAUUUUCUCUACACGGGCUACAAACAAGAGAUUACACUUAUUGAAACCACUGCAGGAGCAGAAUGUGCUGACUUCAAACUUCUACCCUACCGGUCAAUGGAAUUGAAGACUGUCAAACCUAUUGAUACAUCAAAGACAGACCCAACAGUUCUCUUAUUUGUGGAAAGCCAAUACUCUCAGCUUGGUCAAGAUAUCAUAGCCAUCUUGGAGUCUAGUCGAUUUCAGUAUCAUAUGGUCAUUGCUCCAGGCAAAGGAGACAUACCUCCUCUUACUGACAAUGGCAAAGGAAAAUAUACUUUGGUUAUCUAUGAAAAUGUUUUGAAAUAUGUUACCAUGGACUCAUGGAAUCGAGAGCUUUUGGAAAAAUAUUGUGUGGAGUACAGUGUUAGCAUAAUUGGUUUUCAUAAAGCUAAUGAGAAUAGCUUACCAAGUACAAAGUUAAAAGGUUUUCCCUUGAACCUUUAUAACAACAUAGCCCUAAAAGAUUGCUUUAUAAAUCCUCAGUCUCCUUUGUUGCAUAUUACCAAAGCACCAAAGUUUGAGAAAGGCCCGCUGCCUGGUGAAGACUGGACUAUUUUCCAAUUCAAUCAUUCAACCUACCAACCUGUUCUCUUAACAGAGUUACAGACUUCAAAACUCUUUGAAGUUCCCUUAUCUAGCACUAAUGGUUAUGCUACAGUGAUUCAGGACUUGGGGCUUCAUGAUGGGAUUCAGCGUGUCCUUUUUGGAAAUAAUUUGAACUUUUGGUUGCACAAGCUCAUCUUCAUAGACGCCAUCUCUUUCCUGUCAGGGAAGAAGUUCACAUUGUCAUUGGACAGAUAUAUCCUUGUGGACAUUGAUGACAUCUUUGUUGGCAAGGAAGGAACAAGGAUGAAUGUCAAAGAUGUAAAGGCAUUACUAGAGACUCAAAAUUUACUGCGCACUCAGGUUGCAAAUUUUACCUUCAACCUUGGAUUUUCAGGGAAGUUUUACCAUACAGGAACGGAAGAGGAAGAUGAAGGGGAUGACCUCUUGCUGCGAUCUGUGGAUGAGUUCUGGUGGUUUCCUCACAUGUGGAGUCACAUGCAACCCCAUCUCUUCCACAAUGAGUCAUCUCUGGUGGAGCAGAUGAUUCUCAACAAGGAAUUUGCACUAGAGCAUGGAAUUCCUAUCAAUAUGGGCUAUGCAGUGGCCCCACACCAUUCAGGGGUCUACCCAGUACAUAUACAACUUUACGAAGCUUGGAAAAAAGUCUGGGGUAUUCAGGUCACAAGUACAGAAGAGUAUCCACAUCUUAAACCUGCACGGUACAGACAAGGCUUCAUCCACAAUGGCAUCAUGGUGCUCCCUCGACAGACAUGUGGAUUAUUUACCCACACAAUUUUCUAUAAGGAAUAUCCAGGAGGACCUCAAGAAUUGGACAAAAGUAUCCAAGGAGGGGAACUUUUUCUUACUAUCCUUCUAAAUCCUAUCAGCAUCUUCAUGACCCAUUUGUCCAAUUAUGGGAAUGACCGCUUGGGGUUAUAUACCUUUGUGAACUUGGCCAACUUUAUUCAAAGCUGGACUAACUUGAGACUGCAGACUCUGCCUCCAGUGCAGCUUGCUCAUAAGUACUUUGAGCUUUUUCCAGAGCAGAAAGACCCUCUCUGGCAGAAUCCAUGUGAUGAUAAACGACACAGGGACAUCUGGUCCAGAGACAAAACUUGUGAUCAUUUACCAAAAUUCCUUGUGAUAGGACCUCAGAAAACAGGUACAACUGCACUUUAUCUAUUUCUACUUAUGCAUCCUUCUAUCAUCAGCAAUCUCCCCAGUCCAAAAACAUUUGAAGAAGUUCAGUUCUUUAAUGGAAACAACUAUCAGAAGGGAAUUGACUGGUAUAUGGAUUUUUUCCCCAUCCCUUCUAAUAUUACCAAUGAUUUUCUGUUUGAGAAGAGUGCCAACUAUUUCCACUCAGAAGAAGCUCCCAGGAGAGCAGCAUCUCUGGUUCCCAAGGCCAAGAUCAUCACCAUUCUUAUUGAUCCCUCAGACCGAGCAUACUCUUGGUACCAGCACCAGCGAUCUCAUGAGGAUCCAGCUGCCUUGAGAUUUAAUUUCUAUGAAGUUGUUACAACAGGACAUUGGGCCCCCUCUGAAUUAAAAACACUGCAGAAGAGAUGCUUGACCCCUGGAUGGUAUGCGGUCCACAUAGAGAGAUGGCUAACUUAUUUCUCUACUUCUCAGUUGCUGAUUAUUGAUGGACAACAGUUGAGAUCUGACCCAGCUGCUGUGAUGGAUGAAGUGCAGAAGUUUCUGGGAGUUACUCCUCAUUACAAUUACUCAGAAGCUCUAACGUUUGACCCUCAAAAGGGCUUUUGGUGUCAGCUACUAGAAGGAGGAAAAACCAAAUGCCUUGGGAAAAGUAAAGGGCGAAAAUAUCCAUCAAUGGAUCUAGAGUCUAGAGCAUUCCUCUCCAGUUACUACCGAGAUCAUAAUGUGGAGCUGUCCAAACUUCUGCACAGACUGGGGCAACCUCUGCCAUCGUGGCUGAGACAGGAACUGCAGAAAGUAAGAUAGCACUGGAAAGAAGGACCAGCUUUAUAUGAUAAUUACCUUUAUAAAAACAAAUCUACACAAAAGGUGUAUGCAUUUGUGAUUGUCAAUAGAGGGCUUUGUGAAUAACUUUCUCUCUGUUUCUCAAAAGAACUAAAAGAAGACAAGAAGAAAUGAAGAGGAAAGAAAAAGAAAAUUUACUAUAUAUGCAUAUACUGAUUAAUCUCUGAGUCAAUUUUUGCGAAACCAAUGCAAAAUGCAUUAUUUGACAUCCAAUAUGAGAUUCAUUAUAUUCUAUUUUCUGUUAAACAGAAAAUUUCCAAAACUGAAUGUACAGUCUUUACCAUUUUUAAAAGUCCAAUUGCAAUCUGUUAGACUAAGAGCAAGGGCCCAAUAUGUCUGUCUAUAUAUUUUGAGAUUGGGAAUAACCCCAUGUUUGAAUUCAAUGACUCACUGUUUUUUCCUUUCAUAUUAUCUACUUAAUUUUGAUAUAAUUUAUUAAAAAAAAUAAAAUCUCACACUCCAUUUAUUUUAUUUAAAUUUUCAUGACAUGGUCAUUAGUCUCCCUAGUGCUUUGCAUUUCUUCCAGUGUUGCUUGAGACCCUCAAUAAAUUCUGCUUAUUAAGAAUGUGAAGUGAAUUUAUGUUAGUUACAUCCAGAACAGAAAGGCCUUUCUCCUUUUACCUUUGGAGGAAGUAGGCUGAUCAAAAACUAUAUAAACUUUGCUGAAAUUCCUGCAAUUUUUGCUGUUUAUCCUUUGUCUGCCACUCUGGAAAAGGUCUUUCAUCAUGGUUGUGCAAACCUCCUGCCCAUAAUUGUGCUUUGAGAUAAUUUUGCAUGGAAUAUUUUUUCAUAAUGUCACUGGUGGGUAUGAGACAACAAAUCCAAUCAAGCUAUUAACCCUGUUAUUUACACCAUAAUCGUGGAAAAUAUAUGAGUGAAGUAAAGAAAAGGGCAGGGGAAAGCAGAAGUCAAAUCUUGCUUUUAAAAAAAACUGACUAUAUUUAGAUCUGUUUUAAAAGUAUCGUAAGACACAUGCAUCCUCUGUCCUCUCUAAACAUUGAAUUUAAAAAUUUGGAAACCAUGAACAUUUUUCCUUCCUAUGUGUUUUAUUUUAUUAUAGUUGUUAUGAAUCUAUGAACAGCAGUCUUCACCAAUCACAUCCUUCAUUGAAAAAGAUCAAGAUUAUAAAAAGAAGAAAAUAUCCUAUUAAUUCAUUUUGUCCUUUUAAAAAUUAUUUUCUCACCAAAUACCUUGUUUCUUAGACCACUUCAUUCAAAAAUUCUUUGUCAAUCAAAUGUUUUCCCCUUUCUACUUAAGAUAUUUCAUUGUUCUUUGAAAAUCCUAUACUUUUUAAUCUCUUUUAGUCAAUUGAAGUUUAAUGUAGUUUUGGCAAUUUGUAAAGUGCUACCACAAAUAAAAUUACCAUAGACUAACAAUACAGGCUUGCUUUGGUAAAAUCAGCCAUCAACACAGGCUUUAUGCAGAAGAGUUUUGCUUUAGGCCAAAACUUUUUUAGACUGGUUGGAACUUGGCUUCAUUAAUUUGGUAAAAAAUAAUAAUAAUAAUAAUAAUAAUAAUAAGUAAUUUUACUUAGAAUAUUACUCCUUAUGGAACUACUGAGAACUUGAAAGGACCAAUUUUUGAGAACUCAAUGUUUUUAAAAUAAAAAAUAAACCAGACCAUUAAUAGGAAACAAUCAAGUUUAGUUUUUAUUUUAUUUUUUCCCCUCAAGAUGAUGAUUUUGACACCAUUUCAAUGUGAUUGGGGUAAGGAACAAUAAAAUGUGGCUUCUUUGUUCCAUGAAAACUAGUGAUAGCUAUGAGCUUCUGAUAUUUUGGGGGAAAUUCUGAUGGUUUUUUUAUGGGGUUUUUUUUCAGUUCAGCAAAUAUACAUUGAAUACCUUCUCACCAUGACUAGGUACUUGCAGAGAACAAAGAUAAAUAAGGUAUGGUCUCUACUUGUCAGGGAGAUAUAACCAGGAAGAAAUUAGAAGACAUGGAAUCAGAAAUCCUAGAUCUAGAACUGGAAAGGAGCUUAAAGGCCAGUAGGCCCAAACCUCUUAUUUUUUAAAAAUAGGCAAACUGAAGCCCAGAGAGGCCUGGUAACUUACUCAAUGUCACAUAGAUACUAAGUAUCAUAGAUGGAAUUGGAACCUAGAUCAAAUGAUUCUGGAACUACUUGUAUUAUUAUAUUGUGUUAUUCUAAAGGGUUUCAACAUUCAUCUUUGCAAAACCUGCAAAACCAAAUUUUUCUCUUUUCCUUCCCCCUCCUCUACACACAAGGAGUGGUCUAAUGUACAAUAUACAUUAAAUAUGUGCAAUUCUCCUAUGCAUGUUUCCACAAUUAUUA
Messenger RNA from Sarcophilus harrisii (Tasmanian devil), 6911 nucleotides. RefSeq names its product N-deacetylase and N-sulfotransferase 4 (gene NDST4). The record is from RefSeq and is a predicted model, not a curated record. The transcript is spliced from 14 exons. Gene Ontology annotation, molecular function: deacetylase activity; heparan sulfate N-sulfotransferase activity. NCBI's taxonomy places the organism in Eukaryota, Metazoa, Chordata, Mammalia, Dasyuromorphia, Dasyuridae. Bases 1962 to 4583 code for a protein of 873 amino acids. Gene Ontology annotation, cellular component: Golgi apparatus.